Manihot esculenta (cassava) is the source of this 1000-nucleotide messenger RNA. RefSeq names its product light-harvesting complex-like protein 3 isotype 2, chloroplastic. The coding region runs from base 91 to 864 and encodes 257 amino acids. The transcript is spliced from 3 exons. Lineage: Eukaryota; Viridiplantae; Streptophyta; Magnoliopsida; Malpighiales; Euphorbiaceae. The record is from RefSeq and is a predicted model, not a curated record.
UCAUGUCAGAGCAAAAACCCAUUUCUAAAGGAUAACUCGAUCAAACACAGCCAUGAACUGACCCCCUCGACACCUCCAUCUACCAAAACUAUGUCAAUUUCAAUGGCACUGUUCUCUCCUCCCCCGCCUACCCACCUCUUGCGAUCCCUCUCUUCCAAACCAAGUGUUACCCACAAACCUUCUCUCUUUUUUAGAAACACAAACCCUAUCCUUUUCUCGUCUCCAAAAGCCUCCACGGAGAACGGUGCUGGAAUUUCAGCCGCCGUAGAGGAACCAAAAGCGGAGCAAAAGGUUGCCGAGCCUGCUGCCUCUAUGGAGACUGAACAGAGCUCUUUGGGGUCUAAUGGAGCGGUGGCGGAUGCAGGGGUGAAGCUGGAAAGUAAGUUUGUGGACCCUAGAUGGAUUGGAGGUACUUGGGACUUGAAGCAAUUUCAGAAAGAUGGGAAAACUGAUUGGGAUGCUGUUAUUGAUGCUGAGGCUAGGAGGAGAAAAUGGCUUGAGGGUAAUCCAGAAUCAUCCAGCAAUGAAGAUCUUGUAGUUUUCGACACCUCAAUCAUUCCAUGGUGGGCGUGGAUAAAAAGAUACCAUCUACCUGAAGCAGAACUACUUAAUGGCCGUGCUGCGAUGAUCGGGUUCUUUAUGGCUUACUUUGUGGAUAGUUUGACCGGUGUUGGUCUAGUUGAUCAAAUGAGCAACUUCUUCUGCAAGACAUUAUUGUUCAUAGCUGUGGCUGGAGUACUUCUAAUCCGAAAGAAUGAGGAUAUAGAAACUCUAAAAAAGUUGCUGGACGAGACAACCUUUUAUGACAAGCAAUGGCAAGCAACCUGGCAGGAUGAGACCCCUAGCAGUUCCAAAACUGAGUAGAUAGAAGUUGUUUUGCCCUGGUAAGGUUUAAUUGUUGUAUUCAAUUCUCAUUUACGUGGUUUGUAAUUGUGUAUUUGCAGAGGGGAACAAGAUUUAUUUUUGGUCCCACUUUAAUCAAGGUUUUAUUAAGGAAGCA